This is a messenger RNA of Gigantopelta aegis, 2058 nucleotides long. Its product is annotated as protein cycle-like. Gene Ontology annotation, biological process: regulation of transcription by RNA polymerase II. Gene Ontology annotation, cellular component: aryl hydrocarbon receptor complex; nucleus; cytoplasm. The record is from RefSeq and is a predicted model, not a curated record. Lineage: Eukaryota; Metazoa; Mollusca; Gastropoda; Neomphalida; Peltospiridae. The transcript is spliced from 17 exons. The coding region runs from base 1 to 2058 and encodes 685 amino acids. Gene Ontology annotation, molecular function: DNA-binding transcription factor activity, RNA polymerase II-specific; protein dimerization activity; RNA polymerase II cis-regulatory region sequence-specific DNA binding.
AUGUACCGGAAUCACUACUACCACUCCAACUAUGGCGUGGACGUCACCAGGCCGUACUACUAUCCCCACCACAAUGUGGUCGAGGAAUACAUGUACGACGGCGAGUUCGGCCACCACGACCAGUCUCUGGAACACCUACACAACCCUCCCUACAACACCGACCACUACGAUUACUCGCCGUUAUCGUUUGUGUCAGCCGGGUUCACGAAGUCAGGAUGCAUCCUUCCCGCCAAGGCCGAUUCCUUACCGCCACAGACGAUGCUGCAGCCACCCCUACCACGAAAACGCAAGACCUUUUCAUUGGACUUGGACAGUGCAGAGGAGGAAGAAAGCUUGUCAGUGGGUAUGACGUCGCCCACGAUGGUGUCCCCUGACUUACUCCUUGAUCCUGCUGACCCUCGAAAACAUUACAAACAAAAUCACAGUGAGAUAGAGAAACGAAGAAGGGAUAAGAUGAACUCCUAUAUCUCAGAAUUAUCAUCCAUGAUUCCCAUGUGUAACACAAUGAAUCGAAAACUGGAUAAAUUGUCAGUACUUAGAAUGGCAGUUCAACAUAUGAAGUCUGUUAAAAGUUCCAACAACACCUUGUCAGAAGUUGGCGAAAAGAACUCAUAUAUAUCAGAUGAUGAACUCAAACGGCUAAUACUAGGAGCUGCUGAGGGGUUUCUGUUCGUCGUGGGGUGUGACAGAGGUAGAAUUCUCUAUGUGUCGGAAUCUGUCAAAACGGUUCUCAACUUUUCACAGACGGAGCUGAUUGGUCAAAGUCUGUUCGACAUCCUGCACCCUCGUGACAUCACCAAGGUCAAAGAGCAACUAUCUGCAUUUGAUAUCACUCCGAGAGAAAGACUUAUUGAUGCGAAAACUAUGAUGCCGGUGAAGACGGAGGUUCAGCAGAACGCGUCCAGCAUGUGUCCGGGUGCGCGGCGAUCCUUCUUCUGUCGCAUCAAGUGUGGCAGCUCGGACUCACCAGAAAACACCCUCAACAUCAAGACGGACUUGGAGUCGUACAUAUUGAGUCAGCAGAAAGUUAAUAAACAAAACAAGAACUACGUGGUGAUUCACUGCACGGGCAACAUGAAGUCGUGGUCGGAGACGAAGCUGUGCCUGGACGAGGACAGCGACACUGAGGCCUACGGCUCCAACUUCAACUGUCUCGUCGCCAUCGGGCGCGUCCAAAAACAGAACACCUUCAGCUCGGAUCACGGCAACAACAGCAACACCAGGUUCAUGGAGUUUACCGCACGGCAUAGCGUUGAUGGAAAGUUCACCAACGUGGAUGAAAAGGCAACAUUCAUCCUGGGAUACCUUCCCCAGGAGCUGCUAGGGACGUCCCUUCACGAGUACUACCAUGCAGAAGAUAUGAUCAGCAUGACAGCUUUUCAGAAAAAAGUGCUGGAAUCGAAAAUAAAACUAGAAUCGGGCGUGUAUCGAUUUCGAUGUAAAGAUGGCAAGUACAUUCAUCUGAAGUCGACGUAUUGCUGUUUUCAGAAUCCGUGGACUAAGGAAACAGAUUUUAUACUUUCAACUAACGUGGUCGUACAAAUUCAAGAUGUGUCAAGUUCGGGACAAGCAGUGGACGAUGAGCUCGUUGCCAUAGAGACAGCUAAAGAGUCGUUAGCUGGCAUGUGUGCUGCCUCAGGAACAGACGUUGCCAUGGUUGGACAAGAACUAGAAGAUGAUGCUUUCGACUCGAGCAAGAAUGUGUUAAUGACUGCAGACAGCAGUAUGAUCAACAGAGAUGGGUCACCUUUAUCGACACAUUAUUCAAGCCAGCAUGCUGAUCCUGAAGUAUUGGCCGUUUCUGCACCACCACCGUCUGAUGUGGUUACGAUUAGCGUGCAUGAUGUCACAAAAUUGAACGGAAUCUGUGUGACACCUCAUGAUCAGAAUGUUCUUCUAGAGAAUUUCAUCCCCGAACAAGUAGCAAACGACAUGCAGUGUUUCGGAAUUGGCGGCAACGACGAGGAGACCCUGGCUUCGUUUUUUAUGAGUUUACUGGAUGAGGAUGGCGGCCUAGGAGGACCUGUUGACGUAAACAGUUUUCCAUGGACUGUUUAA